Hyphopichia burtonii NRRL Y-1933 is the source of this 771-nucleotide messenger RNA. RefSeq lists its product as uncharacterized. Bases 284 to 712 code for a protein of 142 amino acids. The record is from RefSeq and is a predicted model, not a curated record. The transcript has a single exon. NCBI's taxonomy places the organism in Eukaryota, Fungi, Ascomycota, Pichiomycetes, Serinales, Debaryomycetaceae.
GCAGGUUUUAUUAAAAAAUUUUGAUGGUGUCAUCACUGAAAUUUCUUUAUUAAAACUGGCAAUAAUAUCAAAUUAGGCUAAUCUACAAGUUAACUAGUCAACCUUAAAAACGCCAAACACAAAAGUAGUCAAAGGGUAUAGGUAUAUUGGCUAAUUGACUAUUGUUCUAUUGUAUGUAGAUGAGGAUUAUAUAAAUUUCUCUUUUAUUUCCUUCUUUCGUUGGUGUUGUUUGUUGUUGUGUUGUGGUUAAUGCGGCAAGUAUGUCACUAUACUAACUACACCAAUGUCCUUAGUAUUUCUACAUUGUUCUUUGCCUUGGGCCUUUUGCUUUCUUUUGGUUAGUGAAGCUUUUCUUUUGCAAAAAGGUUUUCUUUUGCAAAGGUUUUCUUUUGCAAAGGUUUUCUUUUGCAAAGAUUUGCUUUGGUUAGUGAGGCCUUUAGUGAAGCCUUUAGUGAAGCUUUGGUUGUUGCUUUCACUAGUGAAGCUUUGGUUCUUUGUAUUUUGUUUCUUUCGUAGGAUUUUUUCUUUUUUUUUUUUUUGUAGGAUUUUUUUUUUUUUUUGUCACUUUCUUUUGCUUUUAGCUUCCUUUGGUAUUUCUGUUUUUUUUUGUUUCUUCUUCUUUAACGGUGAAUCUUACCUUGGUGCUGCUUGUGAUACUUGUCCUGACUUGUUGAUUGUGCUGCUCUACGUUUGUUGUGUUUGUUGGUUGUGAUUCUUUGUUCUGUUUCUUUAGACAGAAGUCAAAAUCCGAACUACUGAUACCAUUUUUGA